Messenger RNA from Ilex paraguariensis (yerba mate), 294 nucleotides. The record is from the annotation of a GenBank genome assembly. Lineage: Eukaryota; Viridiplantae; Streptophyta; Magnoliopsida; Aquifoliales; Aquifoliaceae.
AUGAAGGAAAUUGAGAAUAGGAUUGAGGAGGGAAUGAAGAUGUGUAAGAAAGACAACAAAAAGGAUGAUUGGAAGGAUUUUAAGCUUUUACUUGCGCAAAUUCGGGUCAUUGAAGGGGACUAUAAGUAUGCUUUGAGGAUUUAUCAAGAGCUUGCGCAGGAGGUGCCUAGGGAUUUUCGACCGAGGCUAGUUCCAAAGAGGCACCCCUAUGCGCGGUAUUUUGAUGAUAAUAUGAUUGCAACGAAGCUUUUUGCUCAAAAGGUGGAAAAUGAGGGGGCAAAUUCAAAGAGAUGA